Osmerus eperlanus (European smelt) is the source of this 4340-nucleotide messenger RNA. RefSeq names its product uveal autoantigen with coiled-coil domains and ankyrin repeats b (gene uacab). Lineage: Eukaryota; Metazoa; Chordata; Actinopteri; Osmeriformes; Osmeridae. The transcript is spliced from 19 exons. The record is from RefSeq and is a predicted model, not a curated record. The coding region runs from base 174 to 4340 and encodes 1388 amino acids. Gene Ontology annotation, molecular function: protein binding.
CAAUUUUGAACAGGUCCACUGGUGAGGAGUCAGGUGAAAUCGACGUCCAGUGGUCAGGAGAGAUUUAAGUUUAUUUGAUUGCCUAAAGACAACGUUUCACUCCCAGAUAGGUAGAAUUAAUCUCGGCGAUUCGAUUUUUAAAGUUCAAUAACAUCAUCAAACAAGAAGCCACAAUGAAGAGUCUGAAGUAUCGACUGAAAAAACACGAGGUUACCAUCACAAACACGGACUGGAACAAGUAUGACGACCGCUUGAUGAAGGCGGUAGAGAGGGGGGAAGUGGACAAGGUGGCGGCCGUACUCAGCAAGAAGGGCAUAAUCCCCUCCAAGCUGGAUGUGGAGGGCCGCUCGGCGUUCCAUUUGGCGGCUACCAGAGGACACCUGGACUGUCUCAAUCUCAUCCUGGGACACACCGUUGAUGUCACAGCCACCGACGCCACAGGUAAAAAUGCUCUCCACCUGGCCUCAAGAAACGGACAGUCUCUCUGUGUCCAAAAGCUCCUGCAGCACAACUGUCCUGUCGGCAAUGUGGACCUACAGGGGAGGACGGCUCUGCAUGACGCGGUCAUGGCUGGCUGCUCAUCCAGUGUGAAGCUUCUCUGUGACAGUGGGGCGUCUGUAAAUGCCAGUGAUUUUGAUGGACGGACUCCUCUGGUGCUGGCCACCCAGAUGUGUCAUCCACGGAUCUGCCAGUUGCUGCUGGAACGUGGGGCGGACAUUGCUGUCCGCGACAAACAGAAUAAGACAGCUCUGAUACUGGGCUGUGAGUAUGCCUGCAUGGAUGCCGUGGAGGUCCUGCUGAAGUGUGGAGCAGACGUGACAGCCGUGGACACCUUGGGUCAUGACGGUUACCACUACGCCCGCCUCAGCAAGAACCUGGAGCUGGUCAGACUGGUCAAGACCUACCUCGAUGGCGCCACCAAAGUUAAAGAGGCAGCCAAGAUGGAGCAGAAAAAGAGACAGCAGUCAGUGGAGAUAACUGCAGAGUCUGAAGCUAACAUGAAGGAUCUGAUUUGUCAAGAUUUGGAGAGGCAGAACGAGAAUCAGCAGGAGACUUUGAGGAGAUUUCAUCAGGAGCAGAGAGCCCUACUGGACAAGGUCAACAUCCUUCAGCAGCAGCUCACGCAGGAAAAGUUGACGGUGGAGGACAUUCAUAAGGAGAGGGAACAUCUGAAGCUAUUGCUGAGUGCCAAAGAGAGGGAGGAGGGCGCCCGAGGCAUGGAGACGGUCAAGGUCCAACUAAGAAGCACACUGGGAGACUACUCCGGCCAGUCAGUUAUCAAAGGAAAAGACAACAUCUUGGUAAAACAGUCGCACAGCUUGGAUUCAGCACAAAUGCUCCAGCCUGCUGGCCCAUCACAUUCCCAAUCACGCCCUCUGGAACUGGGCCGGCCAGCUGUAGGCUGGGACCCGGCCCGCGAGGUUGACUCCUUCCAGGGCGAGCUGGAGGCGAUGAGGAGGCGGCAGCAGGCAUUGGAGAAUGAGACCGCCAGGCUGCAAGUUAUGUUGGCUCGCAAGAACCAGGAGUGCCAGGAGCUAGCCCAGAACCGGGACACUGUCCAACGCCAGGCUGACAGACAAGUCCAGGACCUGGAAGAAGCAUUGGGUGAUGUCCAGAAGAGGAUGCUGGACUCAGAGUCAAAGGUCAAGCAACUGCAGGCGCAUGUAGUGGCAGUGAAGGAGCACCUGGGAGGCCAGGCAGCUGAGGAGCUUCGUGCACAGCUCCAGGAUGUCAAGGCAAAGUAUGAAGGUGCCUCUGCCGAGGUGGGCCGGGUCCGCAAUCACCUCAAGCAAAGUGAGAAAGCCUUGGAAGAGUACAAGAGCAGUGAGGGCCAGCUUGCUGCUGAGGCGGAGCGGUUGGGUCAGGAUCUAGGCGCCCUGCGUGAGGAGCGGGAUGAGCUAGCCGAAGCACUGCUAAAAAUGGAGGCACACAUGAAGGAAGCACAGGGACGCAUGUCGGCUGCUGUGGUGCCGGCCGAGAAAUUUGACAACAUGAAGAACCUGCUGUCCAAUGCCGUGGAUGAAAAGGAGCGUCAGUUGGCAGAGCUCAGGGAGGACUAUGACCGCGUUCUGGAGGAAGUGGCUGAUCUCCACAGGGAAAUGGACAAACUGCAGUCUCCCCCUGACGGGAGGGGGACCAUUCCCACGCAGGAGCAUGAGAGGGUGAGGGCUGGUCUGGAGGAACAGAAUGCCUCGUUGAAGAGGCGCCUGGCUGACGUGACCGCCAAGAGCCAGGCGUUGAUCUGUGAGGUGGAGGAGAGUGAGGAGGAAAGGGAGAUGCUCCGGGAGCAGCUGGAUGAGCUCAACAGCAGGCUAGAGGUUGACUUUGUUUCCCUCAAGGCCCAUGAGGAGGCCAAGAUGGCGCUGUCACGGGCCAUGGAGGAACUGGAGGAUAAACUUGUGGAAGCCACGGAAAAGACGGGUAAUGCAGAAGCGCAGAUCCAAAGGCUUCAAACGGAGAGGGUAUCUCUGAACAAAAAUGUCACCAAUCUUCAGAGCGCUAAUGUGGCCUCACAUAAAAUCCAGGGAGAGCUGGACGGCCUGACAUCUCGCAACAAUGAGUUGUUGAAGGAGCUGGAAGUUCUUCAAAAGAAGUGUGAGAACCAAGAGAGAGAGCUAGGCGAGGUUGUGGCUGAGAAUGUGAUUCUGAAACAGAACCUGGAAGGAGAAGAUGUAUACAAAAAGGAGCAUGAGCAAAUAAAGUCAGAGCUGAACACUGGUUUGGAGAAGGCCAAGGCCGAGAUCUAUAAGUUAAUGAAGAAGGACAAAGAAAGUGAGGAAGAGUUGAGGAAUGUGAAAGAGGAUAGUGCCAAGUUGAAAGUAAAGCUGGAAGUAAUUCAAGUGGGGAUCGAAAAGGAAUAUAUUAGCCUUAAGGACCAUGAAGCCAUGAAGUGGGAGUUGAGCAAUGCUAUUGUCAAAUUGGAGAACCAAGUAAAAACUGCAACAGCAAGGUACGAGUCUGCUCAUGAAGAAACAAUCAAACUAAACCAAGAAAUGGAAGCUCAGAAGAAAGAGCUGGACACCAUACAGGAAGCUAUCCAGUCAAAGUUCAUCCCACUGACAGUCCUAGAAGAAAAAGAAAACUCGUACAAUGCCAAAAUUAAGGACUUGACGACAAAGCUGUCUGAGAUGCAAGAGAAGUACAACUGUGAAAAGUCUGGGGCAGAGCGCAACAAACAGGAAAAAGAACAACUGAAGUUGGACAUGGAGUCUGUUCAGGAUAGACUGAAAACGGGCUUCAUCCCUAGUGAGAAGCACAAGGAAGUAGAGGAAAAGUACAAUUGUCAAAUUGAAGAACUGACCCUGAAGCUGAUGGAUAUGGAGCAACAGUACAAAGAGGUGACUGUUCAAAGAGCUGAACUGGAAGAGCAGAACGCUCUCUGCAAAAUUGACAUCCAGAACCUCCAGCAGCGUCUAGAGUCUGAGUUAGCCAAGUUGGAAAGGUUUGAGACCGAACACCAGGUCUUGCGGGAUACCAUCCAACAAGCCCAGGCCGAGUGCCAAAAAGCCAAGGAGGUGCAACACGAGGAGUCCCAGAGGGCCUGCGCCUUAGAGAAAGAGCUUCAGGCCCGCUCUGGAGACCACGCCCUCCUCCUCCAGCAACACGCCCAGGCCCUAGCAGCCCUAGAAGGUGAGGUGGCGAAGUAUCGCCAGGCUCUCCGGGAGGAAGAGGAGAGUAGCGCUCAGAGGACAGAAGAUGUGUCGGCCCUGCAGUCGGAGCUCCUCCGGGCUAACCAGGCUCUGGAAGAGCUGAGAGGAAAGGAAUACCAAGUGAGCCAACUGAGAGCUGAAAAGCAGCGACUGGAGGAGGAGUUGGCUGAGAUGGGCAACAAGCUCUCUGGGCUGGCAAACCAGUGCACCGAGUUUCAGUGCCAGGUGGGCCAAGCCCAGGAGGGUGAGGGCAAGGCCAGGAUGGAGACAGAGGCCCUACAAGAGAAAAGUCAGGCCAUUGAGAGGGAAAUCAAGGAGUUGAAGGAGCGAUACGACGGGUCACUCGGCACCAUCGAGGACCUGCAGACGAGGAUCCAGACUUCAGCAGAGCAGACAGAGGUCAAAGACAUGAAGAUCACAGAGCUGCUGACAGACAUUGAACGACUGAAGCAAGCCCUAAAUGCAAGGGCAAAGCAGCUUCAGUUCUGGGAUGCCUGCAGGAAUGUAGCCAGUCCUUUGAAGAGUCGUCUACACUCAACAAACAUCAGGUCCAGAAUGAAGGGAAUGAAAAGGAUCAUCACUGUGGAGAGUGCAGCAUCUAUCUCCCCCAUCGUCCCUGGCCUGCUGCCCUCCUCCAUACCUCUUUCCAUCCCCCCUCCUGCACAGUAUUACUUAGCCCUGUCUCCCUGA